Molecule: messenger RNA, 1711 nt
Organism: Polychytrium aggregatum
Lineage: Eukaryota; Fungi; Chytridiomycota; Chytridiomycetes; Polychytriales
Exons: 4
Coding region: 1-1635 (544 amino acids)
Molecular function (GO): protein binding
Source: RefSeq, a predicted model, not a curated record
AUGAAGGACUCUCACAGCGGCUCCCUGCUCGACUUGCCGAAGCGCACCUUCAUCCGGCGAACGCAGGACUACGAGUCCAACACUCUCGACCGGAUGUGCCAUUUUGAGCAGAUGAAGCGCAUGACACAGGGCAUCUACAAGCGCGGGUUCUUCAAUUCCAAGUUCUCGGAUGUUACGAUCGAGGCCCUCGGCAUGAAGUACCAGCUGCAUCGCAUUAUCCUCGUCCAGAACUCGUUCUUUGCUGGGAUGCUCGACGGCUCCUGGGCCGAGAGCGACAAACGCACCAUCAACCUGACCUUUGACGAUCCUCACAUCACCCUGGAGGGUGUUAAUGCUGUGUUUGCCCGAAUUUACGGCCAGUUCGAGGUGCGGCUCCAUCCAAAGAAUGUGUUUAGCAUCAUGGCAGCAGCCUCCUACUUCAACGACUCGGAUUUGCUUGAUAUCUGCACCACAUACAUCAUCGACAGCAUCACCAAGGAGACCGUCGUGGACAGCAUCGGCUUUAUCGUCGCCUCAUACUACGGCAUCAACAGCGACGCCAUCAUCGAGGCCAUCUUCACGUUUCUGUGUCGAGAGGGCUUUGCGGACCUGAAGGAAGUGUUCGCGCAGUUGCCGCUGUCCUGGUUUGAGCGCAUAGUUGCCUCGGACUGCUUCUGCGUACCGUCCGAAUACGAGCGGUACUGCUUCAUCCGCGACGUCAUUGAGCUGCGCCAGAAACGUUCGGACCGGACCAAAACUGGCCAUCGGCCACUUUCCCUUGCAGACUCGGCCCUUGAUCUCUCGUCCCUCUCGCUGGCAUCGUCCGAUUCAAGCGAAACCAGUGGCUCGACAAGCGCCAGCGAUGGCAGCGAGGGCGAGAGCGAGGAAACCACCUUUCGAGACAUGCUCUCGUACGGAGUGGUCUACUCGCACAUGAGGUUCGACCAGCUGCUGCAGAUCCGAGGCGAUGGAUUCGCCCCGGCCCAUGUUCUUGAGAAGGCAUUUUGGACGCAGCAAGAGUUUCGGUGUCUGAUCGAGGGCUCAGCAGAACACAUCACAACCCUGGGCAUUCAGUACGAUGUGGACGUCUCGAAGGACACCAGCGACCCUAGCCCGAGCGAGGUCCUCAUCCCGAGCGGCGACACCGACAAAAUUGACGAAAAGCAGGUGUCCGGAGUGCUGGAGGGCUCGAUCUAUGCCCACAGCCGGGUCCGAUUCCCGCCGUUUCGGUUCUCGCUCGAGGCGGCCGAUGAGAACCGCAUCCAUCGGGGUGACCGGGUAUACUCCAAGACGCAGUUUUACGCCGGCUCGUACUGGAUUGUGUAUAUUCAGAAGCUUGUCGCGCAAGGAUCAAGCAAGCUGGGUAUCUAUCUCCAGCGCUGGGCACAGGACGAGGAGCCCGAAAUCGAAGAUCCGCAUGCCUCAGCUUCACAUCGCGUUUCGGUCUACGUCGAUCGGCGGGAGGAGGUGCAGACCUGGUUUCAGCUGUACUGCUUCAUUUCCGACCAGUGCUUCAUCCUGGAGAGCAAGCCCGAUCUGUUCAAGAACACACAGAGCUGGGGCUGGAGGUCGAGCAAGCUGCUCAAGGUGUGGACAGACUCGGCUGCGCCAGGACCGCACACGAUCAAGAUCUCGGUUGUCAUGGGGCAUGUGUAGCUGUGGUGGUGGUGCUAAUAUUGGUGCUGGCGGUGGUGCUAGGAUUGGUGCUGUUGCGGGUCGGGAAUGAACAUGA